AUGACCCGCCUCACGACCCUCCUCACCGCGCUGCUGCUCGCCAGCGCGACGGCGGUAAGCGCCGCGCCAACGCCCAACGCCCUCGCGCUCGCCAACGCAGUCGCGCCCAACCCCGCCGCGCCGUUCGGCGUGCUGCGCAAGAAGCGCGAGGUCAAGCGCCACCACGACGGCGGGAAGAAGAAGCCCAAGAAGUGUCCGCCGAAGACUGGCCAGCCGACGGCCGAGCCCACCGCCCAGCCCACCGCCGAGCCCUCGACCACCUCGUCAUCGCACCACUGCACCAAGUCGGGCAACUGCCACCACCACAACAGCACGUCGGUCCCCAGCCCGACAGGCAACACCACCUCGGCGUUGCCCAGCGCCACGGUGACGGGCAACACGACUUCGCUGCCCUCGGCUACGGGUAACGCGACCGCCUCGAGCCUGCCGACCAACAUCACGAGCCAGGUCCCCACCUCGUCAGUAACCAACAGCUCGGCGCUGCCUUCCUCCACCGGCAACACGACUGCGCUCCCCACCUCGACCAACAUCACCAGCGUGCUCCCGACUUCGACGAACAGCUCCGCAAUCCCCACCUCCACGGGCAACACGACCGCACUCCCCACCUCGACCGGCAACACGACCGCGCUCCCCACCUCGAGCACCACUGGCAACACCACCGCUCUGCCUACCCAGUCUACCAACACCACCUCGAGCGAGCUGCCUUCGUCGACAGGUAACACCACCGCGCUCCCCACUUCCACCGCGACCGAAUCGAGCUCCGCCGCCUCGAGCACCGAGUCGUCCUCCACUGCGUCCAGCACCGAGUCGACCUCCACUGCGUUCAACACCGAGUCAAGCUCCACUGCUGCCCCGACGGAGUCGGCCUCCACUGCAUCGAGCACCGAGUCGAGCGCCGCUGCCUCCAGCACCGAGUCGUCCUCCUCGGCCUCCAGCACCGAGUCGAGCUCCACCUCCUCGAGCAGUGCCGAGUCGACCACCGCGCCGAGUACUACCGCGUCGACCACGGGCACCACCACCGCGCCGAGCACCAGCACCACCUCGUCCGGCACCACUUCGUCCACUGCCCAGUCCAGCUCCGCCACGUCGUCCGAAUCCACCUCGUCUGCCGCAUCGACCUCGACGCCCACCGAGGGCGCGCCCGUGACCGGCCGCCGCUAA
Molecule: messenger RNA, 1161 nt
Organism: Vanrija pseudolonga
Lineage: Eukaryota; Fungi; Basidiomycota; Tremellomycetes; Trichosporonales; Trichosporonaceae
Exons: 1
Coding region: 1-1161 (386 amino acids)
Source: RefSeq, a predicted model, not a curated record